Molecule: messenger RNA, 1600 nt
Organism: Morone saxatilis (striped sea-bass)
Lineage: Eukaryota; Metazoa; Chordata; Actinopteri; Moronidae
Gene: map6a
Product: microtubule-associated protein 6a
Exons: 3
Coding region: 320-1285 (321 amino acids)
Biological process (GO): regulation of microtubule cytoskeleton organization; microtubule cytoskeleton organization; cytoskeleton-dependent intracellular transport
Cellular component (GO): cis-Golgi network; microtubule; Golgi-associated vesicle
Molecular function (GO): microtubule binding; calmodulin binding
Source: RefSeq, a predicted model, not a curated record
CGGGGCAGUUUUUCCUAGCAGUGCCCUGCCGUGGAGUGAUGUAGCAGGACGUACGGGACAGAGCGGGCACCGAGGGAAGCACAGCAAACGUCAGUGCACUUGUUUUUAUCAAACUUGUUAAAAAUUCUGUGUAUUUUAGAAGCACAAUGGAUUUAUUUAAUAACCAAAUCUAACGUCAACAGUAUUGGAGCCAUCCGUGCAGCGUGACACACGGACAUCUUGUUUCUCUCACAUCAGGACACCGGAGUGUACAGGCGUAUUUUUGUUCGUUUUGGACCCGGUGCCGAUUGAAUUGUAGUGGAGCUCUGUAAAGCUCACCAUGGCGUGGCCCUGUAUCAGCCGGGCGUGCUGCAUGGCCCGCUUCUGGAACCAGCUGGACAAGGCUGACAUUGCAGUGCCUUUGGUCUUCACCAAGUACACGGACGUCUCUGAGAUGCAGCACAUCCAGCUGCAGCCGCCGCUCCACCCUGCCCAGGCCCGGGUCGCCAUAGAAACGCAGCCGUCUCGCGCAGAAACCCGCACCCCGACGGCUGCACGCGCGCCGCGAAGGUGCGUCUCCGAGGAGCGCGUGUGCAGCUCGGUGAUGCGCGAGGACUUUAAGCACUGGAAAGUGAGACCCGAACCGAGCUGUAAACCCAAGAACGAGUACCACGGACCGGAAACACCGUUCAACAGCGAGACCCAGUACCAGAAGGACUACAAGCCCUGGCCUAUCCCGAAAAGGUACGACCACCCCUGGAUACCAAAACCGCCCCUAACCGACGACCGGGCACCGGACAGGUCCAGGCACGCGAAACAGCACCUGGCGUCGGCGGAUGCGGACAGCGGUGUGGAGAAGAGCGCUAUAGCCGACAAGGUGCAGGAGAAAGACCUCCUCCAGGGCCAGGAGAGGAAAAAGAAGUCCAGUAAACAGGAGGGGGUGAAGAAAGUUGUCCUGAAGGUGGAAGGAGAGGGCAAAGGGAGGGCGGCGGCGGAUGCGGUGAACAGACAGAUCAAAGAGGAGAUCGCAGGCGGCAGCUCGUACAAGGUUGUGCUAAAACAGUACCACUACAUACAACUCUGCCAGCCAAUCCGAGAUAUUGGCUGGGUGCAGACUCUAAAGCAACACCUGUGGGGCUGUGCACUACCCAAUCCCAGAGAUGCUAAAGACGAGCCUCUCCGACCCAGUCAUCAUCAUUCCCAGGGUGCUGCUGGAGGAGAACCACAGCCACUGCUGGAGAGACCCGAACCUCGGAGGAGCAGCGGAGUCGUACGCUUUGCCCUAGAUGGGAACCAGACUGACUAGUUCUGCAGAGGCAGAUACACCUUAUACAGAGACUGCUACUCUGUACUGUAAAUGUCUAGUAUUUGCAACUAAGUUGGAAUAGGAAAAGAGGUGAAUCCCACAAAAAAAAAACUCCGCUAUCCAAGAGGGAGCCCACAUAUUUGAAACACGCAUGUUUGAGACAGCUUUUGACUCUAAGCUCACUGCUGUUUGACCAAUGUCAUUAUUGCAAAGGUGCUACAUCAUUUUUUUCUGGUUUCAUGCAAUUUCUUUAAAACAAAUAUGUCAAUAAUAUUAGAAAUACCACACCAUUAAGUGCUUAUACAACAAUUACAA